This is a messenger RNA of Lodderomyces oxycetoniae, 1308 nucleotides long. It is a transcript of the gene DHH1, whose product is annotated as DExD/H-box ATP-dependent RNA helicase. The transcript has a single exon. Gene Ontology annotation, cellular component: P-body; cytoplasmic stress granule. Bases 1 to 1308 code for a protein of 435 amino acids. Gene Ontology annotation, molecular function: ATP binding; mRNA binding; RNA helicase activity. The record is from RefSeq and is a predicted model, not a curated record. NCBI's taxonomy places the organism in Eukaryota, Fungi, Ascomycota, Pichiomycetes, Serinales, Debaryomycetaceae. Gene Ontology annotation, biological process: cytoplasmic stress granule assembly; P-body assembly; negative regulation of translation.
AUGUCAGGCGAGAGCGACGAUUGGAAAAAACACUUGAAUGUCCCACAAAGGGACACAAGGCCACAAACUGAGGAUGUUUUAAAUACAAAAGGGAAGUCAUUUGAGGAUUUCAACUUGAAGAGAGAAUUACUAAUGGGUAUAUUCGAAGCUGGAUUUGAGAAACCUUCUCCUAUACAAGAAGAAUCGAUACCUAUGGCUUUAGCUGGUAGAGACAUACUUGCAAGAGCCAAGAAUGGUACAGGAAAAACCGCAUCAUUUAUUAUUCCAUGUUUACAAAUAGUCAAACCGAAAUUAAACAGGAUCCAGGCUUUGAUACUAGUGCCUACCAGAGAGUUGGCUUUGCAAACAUCACAAGUUGUUAGGACAUUGGGCAAGCACUUGGGUAUCCAAUGUAUGGUUACCACAGGUGGUACAUCAUUAAGAGAUGAUAUUGUUAGACUAAAUGACCCUGUUCAUAUUUUGGUAGGAACUCCAGGUAGAGUAUUAGAUUUGGCAUCCAGAAAAAUCGCCGAUUUAUCAGAUUGUCCUCUUUUUGUCAUGGAUGAAGCCGAUAAGAUGUUAUCAAGAGAGUUCAAAAAUGUAAUAGAGCAAAUUUUAGAGUUUUUUCCCCGGGAUAAACAAUCUUUAUUAUUUAGUGCAACUUUCCCAAUAACAGUCAAGUAUUUCAUGGAUAAACAUUUAAAUAAACCUUAUGAAAUUAAUCUCAUGGAUGAGUUAACAUUGAAAGGUAUAUCGCAGUUUUAUGCCUUUGUUGAAGAGAAACAAAAAUUACAUUGUUUAAAUACAUUAUUUUCCAAAUUGCAAAUCAAUCAAUCGAUUAUAUUUUGUAAUUCUACAAAUAGGGUCGAACUAUUGGCGAAAAAGAUUACUGAAUUGGGGUAUUCGUGUUACUAUUCACACGCCAAAAUGCCACAACAAGCAAGAAAUAAGGUGUUUCACGAGUUCAGACAGGGCAAAGUUCGUAACUUGGUUUGUUCGGAUCUAUUAACCAGAGGUAUUGAUAUUCAAGCAGUUAAUGUUGUUAUUAAUUUUGAUUUUCCAAAGAGUGCAGAAACUUAUUUACAUAGAAUUGGUCGUUCAGGAAGAUUUGGUCAUUUGGGUUUGGCUAUUAAUUUGAUGAGUUGGAAUGAUAGAUACUCGUUGUACAAGAUUGAGCAGGAAUUGGGAACUGAAAUUAAACCUAUCCCUGCAGUUAUUGAUAAAUCAUUAUAUGUUGCCGAAAAUGCUGAAGCUGUACCCAGACCAUUUAAAGCGGAAGAUUUGGCAAAGAAUGGUAAUAACGAACAGCAUUUGUAUGUGAAGCAAUAG